ACCAAGAAACCCACACGCGCUCUCUGACGCAACUGCCCAUUUUUGGAAACAUGCGUCAAUGGACCAAAGCAAGUGAGAAAAAUACUGAAGUUCACAGUGAGCGCUGACGUCCGUGGCUCAAACACUUCUCUCAAAUGGUCUUGCAGCCACUUUCGCGUCUCCCCGUUCUCCUGAUAAGUCUCUAAUGUCCGCUCGUACAAUGCUGCUCAUAACGGAGCAUAGCUUUUUCUGAGCCUGAGCCGCUCUGAACCCCUCCCUGGCCGCGCGUCGCAACGCCCAGGCGUGACGUCAGUCGUGUCGUUGGUGUUGAAAAGCCGAUGCAUUUUGUUCAUAGUGCCAUUGAAGUGAGUCAUCUCUAGGAAGUGUGGUGAAAAGGAAAAGAAAAAGUUCGUAGUGUUCCGAGCGCUCCGAUCAGGCAGGCAGUUAAACGGAAAAUAGUGAGCACACAAGAGGACAGUAGGUCUUAAAGCGCGCGUUUACCUGCGUGACUCACGGCAAUUGUCUCCACUGGAUCUGCAGCAGAAAGGUGUGCUGUAGACCUAAGGCUGAAGGGCGCACCUGAGAGGACCUUUAGGGUAGAGGAGGAUAGUAAAGCACACUUUACAAGCAGACAAAUACGCACUUGCACUGGCAAUAUCUUUAGCAGUUUGGUGCGUUUAAAGGCGAAGCUUGGCACUUUAUUUCAACUCGUAACUUCUUUGGAUAUCCAAAACACAAUUAACUGAAGUCAGAGGGAUUUUCUUUUGUUUCUGGUGCCUUUAACUGUGAGGAUUUAGGAAAAGGUUUCAGCGCUCAAACUGAAAUCUUGCUCUUUCCUGGAUCAUGUACCAGGACUACCCCGGGAAUUACGACACGUCGUCCCGCGGCAGCAGCACUUCUCCGGCCCAGCCUGAGUCCUUCACGAGCGGCAGCAGUACGAUCGGCAGUCCGAUCUCUACCUCCAACUACCAGAAGUAUAGAGUCGACAUGCCCGGCUCGAACAGUGCCUUUAUCCCCACCAUCAAUGCAAUUACCACCAGCCAGGACCUGCAGUGGAUGGUUCAGCCCACAGUGAUCACCUCCAUGUCCAACCCAUACUCACGCUCGCACCCCUACAGCCACCACCUGACCAACGGCCCGGGACUGCUGGGGCACAACACUCUGGCACGGCCCGGGGUCAUACGAUCUAUUGGUGAUGCACGGAGACGCAAGAGAGAUGAGCAGCUCUCUCCUGAAGAAGAGGAGAAAAGGCGAGUGAGACGUGAGAGGAACAAGCUUGCUGCCGCCAAAUGCCGCAACCGCCGACGAGAACUCACAGAAAUGCUCCAAGGGGAGACUGAAAAACUAGAGGAGGAGAAAGCCGACCUCCAGAAAGAGAUUGAGACACUGCAGAAAGAGAAGGACAAGCUGGAGUUUAUGCUGGUCGCCCAUAACCCCGUGUGCAAACUACCCAUCGACGACCGCCACCAGACCAACGGGCACCACCCCUCACACCACCAGCCCCAACAGCCCCAGCAGUGUACCCCCCUACCCCUCACCAUGCGCCCCUCCAUGCCCCCCAGAGCCUCCAUGAACCAGGUGGUCGUCAAACAAGAACCAGAAGACAGCGAGGACAAACAUCCGCAGCGCUCCGUCAUCAAGCCGAUCUGUCUCGGGGUGGGCGCUGGUCUAUACUGCUCGGAUGGAGACAGCCUGAAUACCCCCGUGGUGGCUGCUUCUACCCCGGCCCAAACCCCAAACAACGCGCCAAGCCUCAUCUUCACCUACCCCAGCAUGAUGGAGCCGGAGAGCCCCUCACCAUCCUCUGAGUCUUGCUCAAAGGCACACCGUCGGAGCUCUAGCAGCGGGGAUCAGUCCUCAGACUCGCUCAACUCUCCCACUCUCUUGGCACUCUAAAAACACUGUGAUCCAACCCUUUAUAUCCAGUGUCUUUUAACAACAAGAGCACAUAAUAAUAAUAAAAGCAUCCGGACCAAGCUGACCGAGCUGUGUUACAACCACCAAGGGCUAAGAUGCGCGAUUCUUUCAACUUUUUACAAUGUGCGUGUAACAGUCCCAUACAGUGUCAAUCUCUUUUUUGCCAUUUCAAACAAGAGUGUCAAAUUGUUUACUGGGCAUAAACAUACACUAUGCCAACAAUAUGGACUGACUACGAAUUUAUAUUUUUGACAAUUUAUGAGAAAAAAAAGCCAUGUGGUCGACACUUGCACUCCGCCAAGACGAAUCAACAACGAGGUCAGACAGAAGAUAUAGACUUUUCUUUUCAAAUCAGGAAUUAAACAUUUCUUGACAUCUUUAAUUGUAUUUAUGGCUUGUGAUAUAUUUUAUGGCGUGUUUUUUUGUUCAGAAAUUGUCCUCUCCUUUAUCUAUAAAAAUGGCCGUCCGCGUGGCGAUGCGUUGCUAAGGAAACAAGCCAACUUUAAAUCACAGACGCCCCUUUUUGUCGCAGUGGCUUGACUUUACAUUAGUAUUGAUGUGACUUCUCUUCGGUGAUUCUGUACAUGUUGAUGUGUCUUUUUACAUUGAUGUCAGGGAUUUUGAUGCUAAAGGAUCGUCGGGCCAGCCAGUUUUGCGGUACGUUGUCAAAAUCAUCAACAUUUUGGACAAAACUUUGAAAGAUUUUGUUUGUUUUACUGUUCCCAACUGCAGAUCAGGUUUUCAAUGCUUUGUAUGACACAUGUAAUCCUGUUGUCCAUCAUCUUGUCUACAAAAGAGGGAUUUUAAACAUUUUAAAACUUUUUGUUCCACAUAUGAAAAAGCCACUGUGGGCUAGACUGUCGCCAGCUGCCAAUGAUGUCAACCCUGUUUAUGCUGUGUUUGUAAAUCUGUCAUUUUGAGUCAAGAAUUAUACCGAUUUUGGGGCGUGUGAAGAUUUGCCAACAUUGAGGUACUUAGUGGACACUUUUAGAUAAGCCAUAUGGGCCAAAUAAGUAUUUUUCCCUCACAUUUACCUAGAUGAGGUGGACACUUUCUGCAGCAGGCCUGAGAUUGAAGUUUUGAAGUUCUGCGAAGCACUUCUUAAAUACUUUCUACUAAUGUUUAAAGGGAAAUGGGGUUUUCAAUGCAGUGCACUGAGGAGGACAAUAUUUGUGACUAUUUUAUAUUGCUUACUUCGUACAUUCCUGUGAUAGUGGGGCCAUCAUCUUUGCUUGUCUUUUGUUGCGCUGGAAGCAGGAAAAGUGACAAAUCAACAACUGCUGCUGUUUGGGAAGACGUCGGCCAUAUUGAGGGGUGAUUUCUGAUGGAUGAAAACCAAAAACAGUGACGUGUGUGGUUGUGUGUGUGCGUGAAUGUACAAGAAGCCUCCAAUAGAGACACAUAGGAAAGCCAUUUACUGUAGAUCUUCUGAUGUACUUGUCAUCUACUGUCUGUCACUUGUUUUCAACUCUUAACUGAUUUCCAAAUGCUUUAACUGUUUAAAAUGAUUGAAAAUGGAUAAAAACAGCAAUAUGUAUAGCAGUGUUUGUUAAUUUAAAUGAAUAAUAAUAAUAAUAAAUCAUUUUCAUCUUGGAA
This is a messenger RNA of Periophthalmus magnuspinnatus, 3492 nucleotides long. RefSeq names its product FOS like 2, AP-1 transcription factor subunit (gene fosl2). The transcript has 4 exons. Gene Ontology annotation, cellular component: nucleus. Gene Ontology annotation, molecular function: RNA polymerase II cis-regulatory region sequence-specific DNA binding; DNA-binding transcription factor activity, RNA polymerase II-specific. The coding region runs from base 823 to 1875 and encodes 350 amino acids. The record is from RefSeq and is a predicted model, not a curated record. NCBI's taxonomy places the organism in Eukaryota, Metazoa, Chordata, Actinopteri, Gobiiformes, Gobiidae. Gene Ontology annotation, biological process: regulation of transcription by RNA polymerase II.